GGCGGGCACCUCAAGGUUGUCCUGUUGACGAACCAGAAGCCAUGGCGCAAUUCCUCAAGGCAGCAGGCAAUGGCGACAUUGACAAGGUAGAGAAGCUCCUUGACAACAUCCACUUCCAGAACAAGAAGGGCGAGUCAGCCCUGCAUGUGGCGGUCGCCGAAGCGCAGCUUGAAAUGGUCGAGUUCCUCGUGAACCACCGCGCGAAUGUCAACCUUCAGGAGAAGAAGGCUGGCUUCACGCCGUUGAUGCUGGCGCUGGCGCAGCAGCCGCAAAGCUACCUCGACAUGCUCGAGAUCAUGAUGAAGGCGCAGCCCGACCUGACGAUCAAGGACGUGUCGGGGCAGACUGCGCUCCACCUCGCUGCUCAGUACGGCAAUGUCGACGCUGUCAAGAUCUUUCUCAAAGCCAAGACCAACUUGGACCUUCCAGAGACCAAGACGAAGAUGACGCCGCUGAUUGCGGCCGCGGGCCGAGGCAACUUUGAGAUCGUACAGCUGCUGGCGCAGAAGGGCCACGCGAUCAACGCCGUCGACGCCAACGGCAACACGGCCCUGCACUGGGCGUGCAUGGGCCAAAGCCAAGACGCGCCCGAGAUCGUAACCCUGCUCUGCCAGCGUGGCGCCAAAGCCAUUCCCAACCACGCCGGCGACCUCCCGCUGCACGCGGAAGCCGCUCAUUGCGACCCGAAAAAGCCGUGGCCGUCGCCGGUCGGGGCGUUCCUCUGCGAGACAUUUCCCGACACUGUGUCGGCGACCAACCGUCGUGGCUUGACGGCGGCGGCUUUGUACGCGCGCAGUGACGUCAUGCUCGACGAAGAAGCUGCUGUCGAAGCACCUGUCGCGACAAAAUCCAAGGGCAAGAAGCAACCGCCCGUGCGCGACUUGGCCGAAGAGAAGAAGCUGGCGGAAAAGGCGCAAAUCGCUCGCGCUGCGGCGAUUGCUCGGACGAAGAAGCGAUGGACGCGCCAGGUCCAGGAAGAGCCCGAAGAGCCCGAAGGCACGGAAGAGGAGCAGGCGGCGGCGGCAGCGCAGACCGCGAUCGAAAACACGACCAGCCCAUUGACGAUGGCCAUCAUCGUGGCGGUCAUUGUCGGCUUCUUUGCCGUCCUCUACGCAGUGCUCGACAGCAUGGCCACGCCGGCCAAGUAGACCUAGGAUAGCUAGUCGCUUCUAAGGCAUGAACAUGCUUCGCGCUGGUGGUAGACCGGCGCGCCCACCUUGGCUUCAUC
Molecule: messenger RNA, 1228 nt
Organism: Saprolegnia diclina VS20
Lineage: Eukaryota; Oomycota; Saprolegniomycetes; Saprolegniales; Saprolegniaceae
Exons: 8
Coding region: 42-1148 (368 amino acids)
Molecular function (GO): protein binding
Source: RefSeq, a predicted model, not a curated record